UAAAAUUACAGAUGAAUCACAAGAACAAUAUAAAACAAAUUCUUCACGAUAUUUUCUUUGUACUAAAUGUCAAAUUCAUUUAUAUACUCGAGAAACAUUUCUUAAUCAUUAUUCAAUGCAUCAACAAGGAUAUUUAUUUUGUAAACGUUGUUUUCAAUUUUAUAGUAAUGAAGAAAUUAAAACACAUGAUUGUCAACAACGAAAAAUUGAUGAAUUACAAAGUCUUGAACAAUUAAUUCCUCCGGAUGUUACCGAACAACAACAAGACUUUAAUCCAAAAGAUUAUGUCAACGAUCAUGAUUCAACUAGUACAACACGUAUGACUUAUUUUGGUUUACCUAAACUAACUGAUUCAAUAAUUGAAAUAAAAAAUACCGAUGGCAAACGAUUAUUUCGUUGUCCACUUUGUUUUAAUUUUUAUGUUAAUCGAUCAGGUCUUAAUCGACAUUAUAUUACACAUAGUUCACAAGAUUUAUGGAAAGUUGAAUGUCAAUACUGUGGUAGACGUUAUUCACGAAAAGAUUCUUUAAAAUAUCAUAUGAAAAAAGAACAUGGAGAUAUGAUUAUGUCUGAUUGGACUGGAAAAGAUACGAAUAAUUCUUUCUAUCAUCCAUCAAAUUUAUUAGAUGUUGAUUCAAUAUCAUCUUCAUCAAACGAAAAAGAACAUAUAGAAACUGAUGAUAUUGUUUUAGUUACUUAA
Messenger RNA from Adineta steineri, 700 nucleotides. The record is from the annotation of a GenBank genome assembly. NCBI's taxonomy places the organism in Eukaryota, Metazoa, Rotifera, Eurotatoria, Adinetida, Adinetidae.